AUGGACAAACCUGUGCUUAUUAUUGGGGCGGGCGUUUGCGGCUUGACUUUGGCUCAGGCCCUGCAAAGGUCCGGCAUUCCCUUUGAGGUCUUUGAGCGCGAUGAGCACGUCUCGUCACGGGGCCAAGGUUGGGCGAUAACUCUGCACUGGGCACUCCCUUAUCUCAGGAAGAUGUUGUCCGAGGAGACGAUGACGGACAUCGAUUCCGUGCAGGUGGAUCCUGAUGCGGACCGCGACGGCCAAGGCAAAUUUGUCUUUAUCAAUCUCAAAACUCUCGAACCUCGCUUUCGAAUCCCGCCGAGCCAGCGACGGAGGGUCAAUCGAGAAAAAUUACGACGCGUCCUGCUGGAUGGCGUAUCGCACAAAGUGAACUGGAACAAGUCGCUGUCCAGCAUAUCGCAGACACCAGAUGGAGUGGUGGCAACCUUUGAGGAUGGUAGCCAGUUCGAAGGAAGCAUAGUCGUGGGAGCGGAUGGAACGAAUUCGAAAACUCGCAAAAUUCUCGCACCAGACAGCUACAAAAACAUCAGAUUGCCGGUCAAGUUCGUGGGAUCGGCUGUGAAGAUGACCAGCAGCCAGGUGCAGCCGCUUCGAGCCGUCGAUCCUCUCUUGUUCCAAGGCUGUCACCCCGAGACAAAAGACUUUCUCUGGGUGAGCAUGCUGGACACUCCAGGCGUGAAUGGCACCAAGGGCACCGCCGAGGAGUUGUAUCAAGUGCAAAUCAAUCUCUCGUGGCUGACACAUCCCGAGGAAGACGACACCAAAUUGAGCGAUGCGGCGCGGUUAGCUGACAUGAAGCGGCGUGCGCAGAGAUUCCAUCCUGUGCUGCGCGAGGCCGUGCAGUCUAUACCCGAGGAGUCGCAAGUACUCGAGAUUGUUCUUCAGGACUGGCCCUGCUACGACUGGGACAAUCGAGGUGGCAGAGUUACACUGAUUGGCGAUGCUGCGCACGCAAUGACAAUGUAUCGUGGAGAGGCAGCGAACCACGGCAUGCUAGAUGCUUGCAGACUGUGGGAGACAUUGGAAGAAGUGUACAAUCGAAAGAUUGAUGUGAAUAAGGGGAUUGGCGACUUCGAGGCGGAGAUGAGAGAGAGAACGCGAGCGGCAGUGCUCCUGAGCCGACAGGCCUGCUAUGAUGCGCACGACUGGGCAGGACUAAAUGAGAACUCGGCGGUUCUCAAGAAGCGAGCUAUCUAUGGAGCUCGCACUUGA
This is a messenger RNA of Emericellopsis atlantica, 1212 nucleotides long. RefSeq lists its product as uncharacterized. The record is from RefSeq and is a predicted model, not a curated record. Gene Ontology annotation, molecular function: FAD binding. The coding region runs from base 1 to 1212 and encodes 403 amino acids. NCBI's taxonomy places the organism in Eukaryota, Fungi, Ascomycota, Sordariomycetes, Hypocreales, Bionectriaceae. The transcript is spliced from 2 exons.